AGCUAAAAAAAUGGUUUUGGUCUGACGGCACCAAAUUAUCUUUCACCAAAUGGAAUCCGGACGAACCCAACAAUUUUGAAAAUAUAGAGUGUUGUGUCCAUAUGAACUUUUCUGUGGGUCCAGUGCCAGUUAGACAACAUGGGUCUGUUAUCUGACCCGAACCGAAGGAAGGCAUUGACGAGCCUGCUCACUCGCCUCAAUACUCCCAUAUGUGUGGUGUGCUACCUGGCGGGAAUUGCCUGGUUCAUGGGCCUGGCGUUUGAGCCGUUCACUCUGCGGACGUACAUGUCGGAGAACGCGAUGGGUUCCACCAUGGUGGAGGAGCGGUUCCCCUCAGGAGAAAGAGCUUUGGCUACGGCACGGGAGUUUGCAGCUAAUAAGAAAAAGGUUGGGGGCAUGCCAGUGGACUGGUUGGUCAAGACAAUGCAGGCCAGAGGGCUAGAGGUUUUCACUCAGAGCUUCUCACGCACGCUACCCUUCCCUGAUGAGAACAAGGAGAGAUUUAUGGUUCGAGGCACUAAUGUGUAUGGGAUCUUGCGUGCACCUCGAGCUCCACGAACAGAAGCUGUGGUAUUUAGUGCCCCCUGCAGUCCUGGCAACAGCAACAACCAGGCAGUGGGUCUUCUGCUGGGCCUCGCCCAGUAUUUCAGAAGUCAGAUUUACUGGGCUAAAGACAUAAUAUUCCUGGUGAACGAGCACGAUCUCAUUGGUAUGCAGGCUUGGUUAGAGGGGUACCAUCACACCAACAUCACUGGUAUGAGCUUCACGCCGCUACAGGGCCGAGCCGGCUCCAUCCAGGCUGCUCUCUCGCUGGAGCUCAGCAGUGAUGUCAUUACCAGUCUGGACCUGGUCCUGGAAGGUCUAAACGGCCAGCUCCCCAACCUGGACCUGGCCAACCUCUUCCACGCCUUCUGCCAGAAGCUUGGUGUCCUCUGCACCAUUCAGGGGAAGCUCCAGAGGAACGACUGGGACAGUACGGACGGUUACACCGUUUCUGCACAGACAAUGAUCCUAAUGGUGCUGAAGCAGGCAAGCGGUCGGCCUUGGGGUGACCACGGUCUCUUCCUGCGCUACCACAUCGAGGCUGCGACCAUCCGUGGCAUCAACAGCUUCAGACACUACAAGACUGACGCCACCACUCUCGGCAGGCUGUUUGAGGGAAUGUUCAGGAAGUUGAAUAAUCUCCUGGAGCGACUUCACCAGUCCUACUUCUUCUACCUGAUGCCUUCGCUGUCUCACUUUGUCUCAAUCGGAUACUACAUGCCUGCUUUUGGCCUGCUGGCUGCCAUCCUGCUGCUGCGAGCAUUGGAUCUGUGGGUCCAGAUUGGGAAUCCGGCCCCAGUAACCCAGGACGGAGUCACUGAAGGAGUCCCGCCGUCUAGUUCCGUUGUCCUGUCUGUGCUGACUCCGAUAGUGAUCAGCCACCUGACUGGUGUGGCUCUGUACACACUCCCCAUCCUGUCUCAGGAAACGGCAGUAGAGCACUUCCCAGUGUCUGAGACCGAGGCUGUGGUUCUCACUGCCAUCGCCAUCUACACUGCAGGAUUGGCACUGCCCCACAACACACACAGGUUGAUCUCAGGUGAGGGCACGGAGCAGGGUUGGCAGGUGCUGAAACUGGCAGCUCUACUCUACUUAGCUGUGCUCCUCGGUUGCACAGCUCUCAUCAACUUCUCCCUGGGCUUCAUCCUGGCUGUCACGCUGGUGCCGGCUGCUGCCUGUGUCACACCACACAUGCCUAAGUCAUUAGGUGCCGUUGCGAUGGUGCUACUCAGUCCAGGCUGUACAAUCCUCUACUGCAUCUUCCUCUUCCAGGACCUCCAGGAAGCGCCGGUCACACUGUCCGAGUGCUGCAUGCUCUUCCUGUCCGUCAUCUCUCAGGGCAUCCUGGACCACGCCCUGUACGGUUCACUGGUCUACCCACUGCUGGCACUGUUUGUGUAUCCGUGCUGGCUGCUGCUUUGGAACGUCCUGUUCUGGAAAUAAGAAAAAGAACAAACUGUGCCUGUACUGUGCCUUGGGGUUUACCUAAGAGGCAAUAUGCGGGGACUGAGUGGUCAAGAAUAUGGGUGGAGCUACUGAAACAUAAGAAAAAGAAAACUGUAGAGGACGUUUUCUCCUGCAAGCUAUUUCUUUGAACGUUGUUCAUAUUUGUUUUAGGAAAGUAAACAGCAAAGUAAUUUGUUUAACACUGAAAGGAAAACAUAAAUAUGAUUUCUUUAAUACGCAUAAACAUCAGUGUUUGUCUGGGUGGCCAUUGCUUCAGAACAGCUAGCAAGAAUCACUGAGUGUCGAUACUAGCGGCAUAUUAGACUUAAGAAAACAAGUUCACCUUUUAAGCCUCACUGGUAGCAGGUAGCUGAUAAACGUGGUACUUUUCUCCUCUUAAUGUGAUGAGCUGUUCUGAACAAUGUAAAUAAGGCACAACAUCAUGAACGCAAGCUUACAGCACGCUAACCUAACCCGCUGUUCCGUUUUGAUGAACAGUUCUGUUUCUUGAUUUAAAAUGUACUUUUUUUUUGUUAAUAAAAUCCCUGAAAACUUAAA
Tachysurus vachellii is the source of this 2547-nucleotide messenger RNA. It is a transcript of the gene gpaa1, whose product is annotated as glycosylphosphatidylinositol anchor attachment 1. Gene Ontology annotation, cellular component: membrane; GPI-anchor transamidase complex. The coding region runs from base 139 to 1986 and encodes 615 amino acids. NCBI's taxonomy places the organism in Eukaryota, Metazoa, Chordata, Actinopteri, Siluriformes, Bagridae. Gene Ontology annotation, biological process: attachment of GPI anchor to protein. The transcript is spliced from 13 exons. The record is from RefSeq and is a predicted model, not a curated record.